Messenger RNA from Polychytrium aggregatum, 2327 nucleotides. RefSeq lists its product as uncharacterized. Gene Ontology annotation, molecular function: DNA binding. NCBI's taxonomy places the organism in Eukaryota, Fungi, Chytridiomycota, Chytridiomycetes, Polychytriales. The record is from RefSeq and is a predicted model, not a curated record. The transcript is spliced from 8 exons. The coding region runs from base 204 to 2165 and encodes 653 amino acids.
CCUUCCAGCCCGUCGUCAAAUCGUCCAUCGGAUCUCCAUGAUUGAUCGUUCGGCGCACACCAACAUGCCCAAGCACAUUCGCACUGCCCGCUGACCCGAUUGAUUGCUUUGCGCCAUCUGCUCCACGCUCUCCACAACCCUGCACCCGGCAAUCAAAUGAUGCGGCACCGAUUGAUUCAUGGAUUGCCUGUCUGUGUCCGCAAAUGGUCUCUCGGUAUCAACCGAUGAACCAAUCGAUCGAACUGCGCCUAUAUCUUUCGCCGUCACUUACAAAGAUCAAAAUCGAAGAAAAUACCGAUGCGAACUCGUCCGGCCAACUCUUGGAUUACUGCUUUGAUGGCAAGCUUGACUUUUUCCGUCUCCAAAUCGGGUCUGUCAGCUUGCUGAGGAGAUGCCAUGACAAUGCUGUUUCGGCUGCAGCAAUGUUUCAGAUUAUCCCAAGACAUCUCCUCUCUCUCGAGUACAUAUCUUUGAUCCAAGCACGCCAUAACAGGGACUAUUCCAGCCUCGAUCACGAGCAUCCUCGGGACACUGCUCCUAUCUGGAUUCCUCUGGACGUGGCCCGAGAACUGGCUGUGGAGUGCCAAAUCGACCAUCGCAUCGCCCCGCUGUUGCAUGACUUUCCUCGCUUGGCGUCAACCAAAGCCAUCACUAUCGACAGAUUUGCCGAUGAGGUGGCAUGCAUUGCUGCCCUCACAGAGAUUUGCAAGCAGCUCCGCUCGUCCUCCCCCUCGAUCAAACUGAUGCGCGUUGCCAAAAAGUCCCUCGUUCGCACAAGGAUCGACAACAAGGACUAUGCGAUCCUCCCGCUCUUUCACGAGAUCUACGGCGGCUGGCUUGUCGCCCGCAGACUCUCCGACGGCUGCGUCAACAUCCAUCAUUUGAUGCGUCUCGUUGGCUAUCCCUUUCUGCCGUGCCACAAGUACUUUACCGUCGGCGCGUCCAAGAAGAACGUCCGGACGGGGAGCUGGUUUCCACCGACACAUGCCAUCGAACUCGCAAGCAUUUUUGGGCUCUUCGACAUUAUUGUGGACCUCGUCAAGCUGCGGCAGAGUGCCUUCGAAACACUUCCGGAGAUCGAGAGCAUCCUGGACUGGGGAGACCUGUUCCACAGCUGCGAGGGGUCCGAAGUCGCCACCUUUGUCGAAAUGAUCGACGAGCCUCCUCCGGCCUUGGACAGCUCCGAUGUCUAUAUGAACAGAUACUCAAACACCUUCGUGAUCGACCCCACGCGCACCGAUCCUCCGAUUUCCUGUCCCGGAGUCUGGUACUGCAACUACGAUAGCAGUGGAAGAAAGCAAAAAACCGUCAUUCUGUUCCACAUCAACAACGUCGCCAUCAUCCGCAAACUGGCCGAUGGUCUGUUUCUGGCUGAGCGGAUCAUGGAAGCCGCCGGCAUCGGCGUUAUCGAGAGAAGGCAGCGGGCAAUACAGCUGCGCAAAGUGCGGCCGAAUGAUGCCAAGGCGGGCAUGCACAUCGAACUCCGCUUUCUCUCCGGAACAUGGGUCACCAAGGAGCUGGCCUACUCUCUGGCGAUCGAGUACGGGUUGGAGUCGGCCAUGCAGCCAAUCUUCGAGUUUGAUCCAACCAUCCACCGGGCGCCCGUGUGCCAUGCCGAAGGAAGGAUCUUGGCACCGGCGCUGGCCGAGCUCGACGUCGUAUGGCGGCCGCUGAACUUUUUGCUGUUGCCGACGGAGUUUCUGCGUUUUGGUCCCAUCUCUGGCGAUGUCUGUGCCUAUCCAGAGCCGCACAUCACCGUGAUCUCACUUCCUCGAUCUCUGCGAAGCCGAACGGGCCCGGAGGACUGCCGGCCUCUGGUGGUGACGCUCGACAGGAAGCUGGAGCGAUGGAAGAUCCAACAUGGCAGCUGGCAAGUAACAAGCGAGAGCUUCAAGGCACCGCUCUCGUUGCGAAUGGCAAACGAACAGCAGGACAUCCAGCCAGAUCCGACGGCAGAACAGCCCCCAGUCGACUUGCCCACCUCAGACUUUGUCGACUUUCUCCACAGCCAGGCCUCGCAAAAGUACGGCCGGUACGAGCUUGAUGCACCCGACGUGCCCAGCAUGUUCGAGACCCUGGAUGAGACCGCGCUCGUGGGGCUCGGAAUCCUGCUGCAAGAAGUGAUUCGGGACCAGCUGCCCGAGACCCUUGCCGUGUCGAACUGAACUUGUCUGCUGGUGGGCCUUGGACGAGUGAAUGUCGUUUGCUCACGGAGAUAGCCAAAUGCUGCUCGGAGUCCGCAACCGCCUGCAAUAUUACUGUCGAAUUACUGUCGAACGCAUACACCCAUCCGCCGCCCUCGGGACAAUACAUUGUACUUCUCCGCA